AUGGCCGCCGCAGAGCGCGGCAGGACGGUGUUCGUGCGCAACAUAUCUUACGAUGUAGACGAUAAGGUUCUCGAGGAGGCAUUCAACGACGUGGGGCCGGUGCGGCAGGCCUUUAUCGUAAAAGACAAGGGCGAACAGCGCCACAAGGGCUACGGGUAUGUGCAGUUCGCCAUCGAAGAAGAUGCCGAGCGGGCCGUGAAGGAGCUGCACGGCCAUGCACUGCAAGGCAGAAGCAUCAAGGUCGAGUUUGCUGCAAAGCGCGCGUCGUUCGAGGAGCGUCGCUCCAAGCGCAAGCGGGACGGCGGCGCCGGCGCCGGCGCCGGCGACGAUGCCGUGGCCGGUGCGGGCGACGGCGCGACACCCGGGGCGGACGGCGCGCGCGGCCUCCCCGCGGUAGUGGCGGCUGCGGCGGCGGACGGCGCGCAGAAGCGGCAGAGGAGGCAGCCGAGCGCACAGGACCAAGCCGUUGCGAUCGAAAAGCACCUCCUAGUAAGGACAGUCGCAAUCGGCAACCUCAGCCCCGCCACCGCGCCCGCCGCGGCCGCCGUCGCGCGCAUCGCCGGCGACGUCGAGCGCGUGACCGACCCCGCGCCGGACGCUGACGUGGCGCGCGCCCACCUGGCCGCCGACGGCUGCGGCGGGCACGUGCUGUUCGUGCUGUACCCGUCUGUGCGGGAGGCGGAGGCGGCUGUGACGCGCCUGCAUGGCCUGCCUAUGGCCACCGAGGCCGAGAUCCGAAAAAUUCUCGAGCCGGCCGGCUUUGUGUGGGCCCUCGACAUCCCAAAGGGCCCAGAUGGCCGCGUCAGGGGCUUUGCUUUCGCCUCUUUCACAGGGCCCCGCGACGCGUCCAAGGCGAUCCUCCUCGCCAACGGCGCGCAGCUGCGCAAGCGCCAGCUGGCGGCGGACUGGGCGGUAGGGAAGAAGCUGUACGAGAAGCAGGAGGAGCGCGGCGGCGGCGGCGGCGGCGGCGGCAAGGAUUUGGAGGAAGGCGGCGGCGACGACGGCGGCGGCGGCAGCGGCAGCGGCGAUGAGGGGGAUGGCGAGCUGGAGUCUGGGUCCGAGGACGGAUCUGAUCCGGGAUCUGAGGGGGCGUCGGAUGAGGAAGCUUCCGAGGGGUCGGAGGAGGAGGAGGGGGAGGAGGAGGAGGAGGGUGAGGAGGAGGAGGAGGAGGGGCAGCAGGAGGAGGAGGAGGGGGAGGAUCCGGAUUUGGGGCGCGAGCGCGGCAUGAUGCGCAGCGUCUUAGACGGCCUGCUGGCGUCUGAGGGGGCGGACGGCGGCAGCGGCGCCGGCAGCGGCGGCGGCGCGAAGGGCAAGGGCGCGGGGCAGCAGCAGCCUCAGGCCAAGGCAGGCGCCGCGGCGGCGGCGGGG
Messenger RNA from Monoraphidium neglectum, 1368 nucleotides. Its product is annotated as putative RNA-binding protein. Gene Ontology annotation, molecular function: RNA binding. The record is from RefSeq and is a predicted model, not a curated record. The annotation marks the transcript as partial. The transcript has 4 exons. Lineage: Eukaryota; Viridiplantae; Chlorophyta; Chlorophyceae; Sphaeropleales; Selenastraceae.